Aureobasidium musti is the source of this 1284-nucleotide messenger RNA. Lineage: Eukaryota; Fungi; Ascomycota; Dothideomycetes; Dothideales; Saccotheciaceae. The record is from the annotation of a GenBank genome assembly.
AUGGGCUACACACGCGAAGAACUCCCCACUCACACCAGGAGCACUUCGCUCUUCAAUCACCUGGAGUCUAUGCCCGGCGACCCUAUUUUCGGCUUGAUGUCGCUAUAUGCCAAAGAUCCUGCGGAGAAGAAAGCGAGUCUUACUAUUGGUGUUUAUAGAGAUGAAGAUGGCAAGCCUUGGGUUUUGCCGACGGUUAAGAAGGUCGAGAAGAUGAUCGCAGAAGACGUGGCCACAAACCACGAAUACCUGCCUAUGGAAGGUCUCUUACCUNUUGUCGAAUCAGCACGCGACCUUCUCUUCGGAAACCCUUCAGCCUCUCUAACUUCUCGCAUUGGCUCUCUCCAAACCAUCUCUGGAACUGGUGCUGUGCAUUUGGGUGCUCGUUUCUUGAAUGACAGUCUAUCGCCCAAGCGCAUCUGGGUCUCUGACCCUACUUGGGGCAACCACCACGCUAUUUUCGACAUUGCCGCCCCAAAUGUCGAGCAAAAGAUGUACCCCUACUACGAUGCCGCAACCUGCAGUUUGAACUUUACAGGUAUGAUGGAAACACUCGAGCGAGAUGCUCAACCCGGAGACUUGAUCCUCCUUCACGCCUGCGCCCACAACCCCACCGGCAUCGACCCUACCAAAGAACAAUGGAAGCAAAUCGCCGACCUCUGCGAACGCAAACACCUCUUCCCUUUCUUCGACUCUGCAUACCAAGGCUUUGCUUCCGGCGAUGUAGACGAAGAUGCUUGGGCAGUCCGCCACUUUGUCUCUCGCGGAACCCUCGAACUCGUCGUCGCACAAUCCUUUUCCAAGAAUUUUGGAUUGUAUGGGCAACGCGUUGGUGCUUUCCACAUUGUUGCUGCAGACGAGGGUGCUAGAGAUAAUGCAUUGAGCCACCUUAUCUAUCUCCAACGUGCGGAAAUCUCCAAUCCUCCUGUUUACGGUGCUAGGAUUGUUGCUUUUAUCCUGCGCAACGAGGAACUCAAGCGCGAAUGGGAGCAAGAUUUGUUGAUCAUGAGUGGCCGUAUUAAGACCAUGCGAGCUUCCUUGUACGGAGAAUUGCAAGCUCUCCGAACACCUGGAAACUGGGAACAUAUCGUUAAUCAGAAUGGUAUGUUUUCGUACACUGGGUUGUCUGAGAAGCAGGUUUUGGCACUCAGAAAGGAACAUAUCUAUCUUUUGACUUCGGGCAGAGCGUCGAUUUCGGGAUUGAACAGGGAGAAUGUUGAGAUGGUGGCACAGGCUAUUGAUAAGGUUGUCAGAGAGUCUGGAGAUGCUCCUGCUCCUGCUGCGUAG